AUGUCGGAGUUACCCAACUUCGAUAACUUCUUCAACCUGGAUGGAAAGGUUGCGUUGGUCACAGGCGGAUCUCGUGGUUUGGGGCUUCACGCAGCAACGGCCUUUUUAAGAGCAGGAGCCAAAACAGUGUUUAUCACGGCUCGGAAAACGGAGGGUCCCCAGGGCAUCAACCAAGCAGUCGAGAAAUUGAACGCUCUCCCAUAUAUCAAAGGCGAAGCUAUUGGAAUCGCCGCAAAUGUCGCACAAGAGAAAGAAGUCCAGAAGCUCUGCGAAGAGGUCAAGAAGAUCGAGCCAAAGCUUCAUAUUCUCGUCGCAAAUGCUGGAGCAACCUGGGGCGGCCCGUUCGAUACAACUCCGGAUUGGGCCAACCAAAAGGUUCUUGAUUUGAACGUCCGCGGCGUGUUCAAUAUUGUCAGAUCAUUUGCCCCAUUACUUGAAGCCGCUGGUACACCCGAAGACCCAGCCAGGGUGGUCGUCGUCAGUUCCACCGCCGGAACCAACGUUCAUCAUGUUGGAGAGCACGGUACUAUUAUGUACUCCGCAUCAAAGGCAGCGGCGCACCAUCUGACGCGAAAUCUUGCUGUCGAGCUUGGGCCAAGAAACAUUACAACAAACACCGUUGCGCCUGGAUUUUUCCCUUCCAAGCUAGCUAAUGGCUUGAUUGAGAUCCUCGGUGGUGAGGAAGACUUGAAGAAGAGCAAUCCUAGGCAGAGACUCGGUAUGCCAGAGGAUAUUGCUGGAGUGAUGCUUUUCCUUACUUCGCCAGUUGCUGGUUACAUGUGA
This is a messenger RNA of Fonsecaea multimorphosa CBS 102226, 783 nucleotides long. RefSeq lists its product as uncharacterized. The record is from RefSeq and is a predicted model, not a curated record. NCBI's taxonomy places the organism in Eukaryota, Fungi, Ascomycota, Eurotiomycetes, Chaetothyriales, Herpotrichiellaceae. Bases 1 to 783 code for a protein of 260 amino acids. The transcript is spliced from 3 exons.